GCUGGUCUAGUUUAUUGGCCAAAGAGAAUUAUAAUAUAUAUGGAAAUUAUUGGCUCUGGUUUAGUCAUUGGGUUUAGUGGUCUCUGAACACUGGUUUAGCCCGCAAACAAAGCAAAUUUGAGCCAAAAUCUAAAAAUUUAAUUGAAUUUGUAAAAUCUGGCUACCAAUAGAAAAAAUUAAUAUAUUGACGAUAUUCACCACAAAUUGGACUGAUUAAUUUCAAAAGCUUAUCUAAUAACACAAGUUGUUUACAACUGUAAUAAUUUUAAUAACAGUUGUGAAUCGUGUGUUACAUUGAGUUUAAUUAGGCUUGCGUGAAAUUAUUUUUCUAAUUCUGUAAAUCGAGUGAAUUGAUCACAAUGAAUAAUUCCCGAAGCCCAUCGCCAGCAGACGAACCUUCAAAACACGAGGAUGAAAUGGCUUUCGAGAGAUCCCCUAUCGAGGACAAUACCGAUCCAGAGAAUAACUAUUGUGACGUCCUUAAAGUAGAGAAUAUACCUGUCUACUGGAGUGUAGAGAAAAUAAGUACAUUUAUUCGAGAGAUUACAAAGGCUGGCGAAAUUUUGGAUAACAUAACAUUUGUAACUUAUGUUAAACCAAAUCCUAAAGAGAAUCUGAAAGAUUCUAAUUCUGUUAAUCAGGGGUGCUUCUUGGUUAAGUUCACUAAUGCUUAUUAUUGCGGUCAGGCAUUUGCAGAAUGGACUGGCAUUAGUCAUAGAAGAAACAUAAAAGUCAAUUAUGACUAUGAUAAUCUAUAUGAAAAAAAGGAAAAAUUUAGAAAACCUUUUUUGAAAAGACCAAAACAUAAUCCAGCACACCCACUGGUGAAGAAGCAGAAAAUUUCUCAUGACACUGAUAACUCCAGUAAUUCUGCUAACUUUGAAACAUAUGGAUUGAGCGUGCAGUUUUUGAAUAAUUUAAACAUUCAAUUACCAAUUGGUUCUAAACUUUUUAUACACAAUUUAAAUUCCAAAGUGACUGUAGAGAAGAUACGUGAAGUAUUUGGUUUUGCGGGUCAGAUUGUUCAUGCCACAUUAUAUAAGCAGGAAAAUCAUGAUCCACCAAAAUGCUAUGCCAAGGUUCAGUACGAUCAUCCGGUUGAGGCUGUACAGGCAAUAUCAAUGUUCAACAAACAAAAACUGUAUUCAUGGCCAAUGGCAGUUCGAAUGGACAGUAAACCUACUUAUGACUUGCCUGAGGGAUUAUCAGGUAUGGGAACUGGAUUGGGGCCAAACGGUGAACCCUUGCGAGGAAUAAGGAAUUACAUAGAACUGCAACCAAUAAAACAGAAGUUGAUGCUUGAUAAUGAUAAAAAAGAUUUUGGCACGUCUAACUCGAAUAUGUUCAAUAUCAGUCCCUUUAUUCAACCAGAUAAAACUAUGUUUAAUCAAAUGGCUAAUAGCUCAAUAGGUCUCCCUACACCUAUGGUUCCUCAAAUGCCUGUGCCCCCAGUACCAAUGCCUAUUCAAGCAACAAAUCAAAACAUGAACCCAUUCGGACAACAAUCCACAAUAAAUCCAUUCAAUUUACCGGGCUUUCAAAACUUGCAAAUGUUACAAAACUCUACCAACCUCCAGCAAGCAGUCAGCAUGCUGCUUCAAAACAAAAUGAAUUCUGAACCGAUGGGACAAAGCUCUGAUCACGGUGGCAACGGUAACUCUGAAUGGCAACCUCGGCCAAAAGAAAAUGAUAAAAACGAGUCUGACUACUCCGCAUCCAAAAUCAGAAAGAGUUAUGGAAAUUAUCGAAAUUCUGAUUAUGGUAAUAGAAGCUUUUCUAGUUCCGACCGAUGUGAGGAUAGAGACAGCCGUAAAACAUCGCGAGACCACGACGAAUCCAGUAGGGAAAAUUCGGAUAUGUUGAUAUUUAAAAAUCUGCCGCAUAGCGUGACUCUACAGGCGCUCAGGAACAAGAUGCAGGAGGUUGGCGACGUGAAGUUCUCCGAGAUUACUGGCCAGGGGCGCGCCAUCGUGCGGUUCACACACAGCAGAGACGCGGAGCGUUGUAUCAAAUUGUUCAACAAGUCCAAAGUGGAUGGACAAGUGAUCGACGUGCGAUACUUCUAACGGUAUUAGGAUAAUGUGUAAUAUGCUGUGGCUGCAUGGUUAUGAAGACUCUUGACAUUUUUUAUUAUUUUAAGAAUAGGAUAUAGAAAGUAACUUUUAUAUGUAACCAACCUUGGCUAGGCCAUUAUUUUUCUUCGUAAUAAUAAAUAUCUACGUUUAAUUUUA
This is a messenger RNA of Manduca sexta (tobacco hornworm), 2231 nucleotides long. RefSeq lists its product as uncharacterized. The transcript is spliced from 11 exons. The record is from RefSeq and is a predicted model, not a curated record. Gene Ontology annotation, molecular function: mRNA binding. Gene Ontology annotation, biological process: regulation of mRNA stability involved in response to oxidative stress. The coding region runs from base 360 to 2066 and encodes 568 amino acids. Gene Ontology annotation, cellular component: cytoplasm; nucleus; post-mRNA release spliceosomal complex. NCBI's taxonomy places the organism in Eukaryota, Metazoa, Arthropoda, Insecta, Lepidoptera, Sphingidae.